Molecule: messenger RNA, 1718 nt
Organism: Zonotrichia albicollis (white-throated sparrow)
Lineage: Eukaryota; Metazoa; Chordata; Aves; Passeriformes; Passerellidae
Source: RefSeq, a predicted model, not a curated record
AAUACAGUUGUGAAUAUGGCUCGCUCAAGUUUUAUGCUCUCUGUGGCGUUGGUGGGGUCCUAAGUUGUGGCCUGACACACACUGGUGUCGUACCUCUGGAUUUAGUGAAAUGCCGUAUGCAGGUUGAUCCACAAAAAUACAAGAGCAUCUUCAAUGGAUUUUCAGUGACAAUCAAGGAAGAUGGUGUUCGUGGCUUGGCUAAGGGAUGGGCUCCAACUUUUAUUGGCUAUUCCAUGCAAGGGCUUUGUAAAUUUGGUUUUUAUGAAGUUUUCAAAAUCUUGUAUGGCAACAUGCUGGGAGAGGAAAAUGCCUAUUUGUGGCGUACUUCGCUAUAUUUAGCUGCAUCUGCCAGUGCGGAGUUUUUUGCUGACAUUGCUCUGGCUCCAAUGGAAGCUGCUAAAGUUCGCAUUCAGACACAGCCUGGAUAUGCAAACACUCUACGGCAGGCUUUACCCAAAAUGUUUGCAGAGGAAGGCAUCUGGGCUUUCUAUAAAGGUGUUGCUCCACUAUGGAUGAGACAGAUUCCAUACACAAUGAUGAAGUUUGCCUGCUUUGAACGUACUGUUGAAGCUCUCUACAAGUAUGUUGUUCCCAAGCCACGAAGUGAAUGUACAAAAGGAGAACAGCUGGUAGUCACAUUUGUUGCAGGCUAUAUUGCUGGUGUGUUCUGUGCAAUUGUUUCCCAUCCUGCUGACUCUGUGGUGUCUGUGUUGAACAAAGAAAAGGGCAGCUCAGCUUCACAGGUUCUUAUGAGGCUUGGAUUCAGAGGUGUAUGGAAAGGUCUGUUUGCUCGUAUCAUUAUGAUUGGUACCCUGACUGCACUACAGUGGUUCAUCUACGAUUCUGUCAAGGUUUAUUUCAGACUUCCUCGCCCACCUCCACCUGAAAUGCCAGAAUCUCUGAAGAAGAAGCUUGGUCUAACUGAAUAGACAACUCAUGGACUGACUCCUGGCUGACCCAGUGAUGAGUUUCAUGAAACUUUUAUAUAUUUGACUAUGUAGAAAACAAACUAUAUAAUGUCAUUAUUGGUUGUGCCCUCAUCUCACAUGAGGGUUUAAAUUCUACCACUGUCAUUGCCUGAAAUAAAUGAGAAACAGAGUGCUUAGUGUCUGUUUACUACUGCAUAUGUAAGCUUCAUUUCAUAGUAGCAAAUACCUCAAAGACUCUCCUGGCUUCCCCCCUCCCACCCCAAAAAAGUUUUUAAAAAAAAUACCCUGUAUCACACUUUAGAAACUAGAGAAAUGUUACCCUUCCACUUAAAAUUAGGUUUUCACUGUUUCCAGAGAAGUGCCAAGAACCUGUCCUUGCACUUGGAGCCCACUGAUCAUUUGCCUGUAAUAAGCUGUUACUGUAGAACAGCUGAACUCCUGAAUGGCUGAGACGAGACUGGAGUCUGAUGGGGCAUCCUAGUCAUGAUAUCAGUGUUUCCCACAGAGAUAAAAGGAACCUUAUGCAUACUAGAGCUGUUUCUGCCUUGGGAUGGUCAUCCCAACUUAACUUACGCAUACUUGACUAAUUUUUGCUUCUGUUGGCUUUGAACCACACCAAAGAACUCGGCUCUUCUGAUUGUCCUGUGGAAUUAAACAGUAGUUGCUACCUCUUAACUAGAGAAAAGCUGAUGUUAAUAAAGAUUUUCAAAUAUAUUUGACUACUAAUGGUGUACUUCAGCUUUACAAUAAAAUAAAAAUGGCUUGUCUUUUACUCUAGAGUUUGAAAAA